GGCGGACCGCUUUAAGCCACAACGGGAAACUGACUUCUGGAUGUAUUUCUUUUACAAAUAAAUCCCUUUUUUGUUAGUUUUUUUAAAUCUGAAGUAUAGAUUAAUGUUACAAUGUUAAAACUAACUUUUGAGCCACUAUAUCUGAGUUUUUCGGUUGUUCUGGCGGGUGUAGAAAAGAAACCGUUACGAGGGCGGAACCUUUGAGCUCCAGGUCCUGUGGAGCGUGCCGUUGUGUUCAAGGACCAGCUGAUCGCUGUUGACAAAGAUCAUGAGCAAAGACUACCAAAUGAGGGCGGCGAUCAACCAGAAGCUGAUAGAAAUGGGAGAACGGGAGCGGUUGAAGGAACUGCUCAGGGCCAAGCUGGUGGAGUGUGGAUGGAAGGACCAGCUCAAGGCGCAAUGCAAAGACGUGAUCAGAGAAAAGGGCCUGGAGCACGUCACGGUGGAGGACCUGGUCACAGACGUCACGCCGAAGGGCAGAGCGUUGGUGCCAGACAGCGUGAAGAAGGAGCUUCUGCAGAGGAUCCGCUCCUUCCUGGCGCAGCACGCCGCUCUCUGACCCGCCAUGCCGCUUCUCCCCGUCGUUUUCUCGCUGUUUCACUUUGUUUUUGGAAUAAAAGUUCUUGAUGGAUGUCAUCGCUGCUUUGUGUCUGUUCACCGAUUAGGGCUUUGUUUCCGAAAAUAGCCCGGCUGGAAUGGCAGAAAUGCCUUUGUGCGUCCGUCACGCGCGCCGACGCGGCUCCGGUUACGUUUGGUGUCACGCUGCAGACGUUUGGAUAAUUGCUGCCGUGAUUGUUCACCUUUUUUUUUGUUUCUACCUCAAAGAAACAGCAUCUUCCUGGUGGAAAACCCCGCUUCCAGACGUCACUCCCGGCCAGAUUCUGGCUUUUGGGGUCACAGUUGAGGCUAAAACUGGAGCCCAGGUGUCCCACUGGUUGACAGCUCCCACUUUUCUUUUUUUUUGUUUUUGAAGGUUUCUUCUGUUUUCCAGAGAAAAAAGCUGAGUCAGACGUGCUCGUCUUCCGUGCAGCGAACCAGCCAAGCAGCAUUUCUGCUUUUGUUGACAGUUUUGGACGAGAUGUUCAGACCUUCUGACGGGCUUUGUGUUCUCGUCUGUGACGGCUGUCAUCGAUUCCCCCUGUACAUCAGUCAUACUCUGAAAAAAGGUCUGAGGAAGUCUGAGGUUUCAGACAGAAAUUAUCACAUUCAGUUUAAAGUUGCAAGUAAUUCCCUUUUUUUGGUCUCUCCCUCGUGCUUUUCAGUAAUAUGGCAACUUUUAAUAGCUCUGGAUGCAGGCCACAGCCUGUUUCUUCCGUUUUUACACAAAUAAAUGCUGAUUUAGUCAUGAAAUGCCUGGUUUCCUCUUUUCUGUGUCAAUGUUGAGGGAACCGACAGGGACAUGACAUCAGC
Messenger RNA from Menidia menidia (Atlantic silverside), 1410 nucleotides. Lineage: Eukaryota; Metazoa; Chordata; Actinopteri; Atheriniformes; Atherinopsidae. The record is from the annotation of a GenBank genome assembly.